Messenger RNA from Phoenix dactylifera (date palm), 1683 nucleotides. NCBI's taxonomy places the organism in Eukaryota, Viridiplantae, Streptophyta, Magnoliopsida, Arecales, Arecaceae. The record is from RefSeq and is a predicted model, not a curated record.
ACGGAAAGGAGAGCCCAUCUACGGUCGCUUUCGCCCUUCCUCCCGGUCGGGCUAAGAGAACCCCGUUCCCAUCUCCCCCAACUCCAAAGACCACAAAAAAGAAAGGCGGUGAAGCAGGGAAAAAAAUAAAAUAAAAUAUCGCCAGCCACCAACCCCUUCCCCUUCUCCUUCCCAAUUCCUUUCUCCAAUCCUCCCCUCUCCUGCCCCUUCCCUAAUCUCACCAUCUCUUCUCCUCUCUCCAUGUAUCUAUCUCUCUCUAUAUAUAGAUAUAUCCAAAUCAUCUCCAGCCCAACAUCUAGAUUCUGGACCCCACCCUCCCUCCAUUAAUCAAAACCGCCCUCUCUUUCAUUGCUAGUGCUUGCUUGCUUUCGAAGUUCAACUACGAACAAACUUUCUGUUCUCUUUGUUUAUAUAAUAUAUAAAAGCCCCAGCCAAUUCCGUAAUAGCAAAUCUAAGGUCACUUGGUUCUCGUCCUUGUGUUUUUUUUAUUUAUUAUUUCUGAAAUCCAUAGCCUCGGAUACCGGUUCUGGGAUGAAAGAUAUCAGUUCGAGUUUCCAGCAGCAGAAUCAGAGCCAGCUGCAGCGGCAGAAGAGGGAAUGCGUUUCCGAUGAGGUCGACAGCAAGAGUAGCGGGGAGUCCAAGAGACAGAAAAUGGAGGAGAACAGGGAGAAGGCUCUGGUGGUCGCCGCCGCCGCCGCCGGCGGAGAUGGGGCGAGUAUCGAGGUGGUGAAGCGGCCGCGGGGCCGGCCGCCGGGGUCCAAGAACAAGCCGAAGCCGCCGGUGGUCAUCACCCGGGAGGCGGAGUCGUCGGCGGCGAUGCGGCCGCACGUGCUCGAGAUCCCCAGCGGCCACGACGUGGUGGACUCGCUUGCCCGGUUCGCCCGGCGCCGGAACCUCGGGAUCUGCGUCCUCGCGGGCACGGGCGCGGUCGCCAACGUCGCCCUCCGCCAGCCCUCCCUCCCCGUGCCGCCGCCGCACGGGGCGGUGCUGCCGGUUGGGGCGACCAUCGGGUUCCAUGGCCGGCUUGAGAUCCUGUCCAUCUCCGCUACAUUCCUCCCCCCGGCGAUGGCGGCGCUGUCCCCGGCGUCCGCCGCCGCGAGUGUGUCCAUCUCGCUGGCGGGGCCGCAGGGGCAGAUCGUCGGGGGGACGGUGGCGGGGCCGCUCGUGGCGGCGGGAACCGUGGUGGUAGUGGCGGCGGCGUUUUCCAACCCGACCUUCCAUCGGCUGCCGGUUGAGGACGACGUUUCGGUCUCGGUCUCCGUCACCGGCGGAGGCGGCGGCGGCGGAAGCGGCGAAGUGGAGGAGCACGAGCGGCACGUGCAUCAAGAGCACCCCCUCCAGCGGCGCCCCCACGCUCCCCCGGCGGCGUCCCACGCCAUGGUUCCGGCCGCGGAGUCGUGCGGGAUGUCCCUCUACAGCUCCCACCUCCCUUCGGAGGUCAUCUGGGCUCCCACCGCCCGCCCACCGCCUCCACCGCCUUACUAAUUCCACCAGCUCUCUCUCUAUCUCUCUCAUCUUUUUUUUUUAAUGUAAUAUUUUCUUUUCUUUCUUUCUAAAUUUUAAACUCUUUGAGAUAAGAUCGUAGUGUAAUGGUCUUUUAGCUUGUUGUUUGGGUAUGUUGUAGUUACACUGUAGGCAUUGUGUUACGACUUGAAACAAAGACUUCAGCUUUACAUCCUCUAA